Molecule: messenger RNA, 9624 nt
Organism: Xyrichtys novacula (pearly razorfish)
Lineage: Eukaryota; Metazoa; Chordata; Actinopteri; Labriformes; Labridae
Source: the annotation of a GenBank genome assembly
AACCGUUUAACAUUUGACGCGCGGCGACGAGGCGCUGCCAAGUCUGGCAACAAAAUAUACGUUUUAUUAGCAGCCUAAUAUUCUCCACCAUGGUAUCUUAAACCGGUUGAAGAGUUAGCGGAUCCAUGCCUCUAAGGUGACCGGAGUCGGUCCACUCACCGCCGUUAAACCGAGACAGUCCUCCCCGAAAUACAGCCGCCCUGUGUGGACGCUGGAGAGGCUACAAUGAGCUCGGAGCACCAGAGCGACAGCGAGGACGCGGACGAGUCGCGGGACAGGCCCAACAACGGCAGCGACAAAGAGGAAGACCCUGACAUCGACGACUCGGACGUGGAGGAUGACACCCCCCAGACGGGUUCUCCACCCCGGCAGGACCGCAGCGCGGCUGGGUCUCCGGCGUCCCGGGAGCGAGAGCCCUCUUCCAGCAAACCGUCCGACGCCGCGCCGCAGACGGGGAGCGGCGAGGGCUCCAACCGCAGGGGGAACAGCCUCUUUUCAUGGCUGCAGAGCAGGACGAUAAGACGAGGGGUGUUUGUGGAUCCAGCUCGGGACAACUUCAGGACAAUGACUAGCCUGUACUGCUCUAUGAACCCGGCUGUGGAGUCUGUCAACCUGAGUACCCAGACCCAUGGAGCGGUGUUCAACCUGGAGUACUCCCCGGACGGGUAAGGCACAUUUUAGGCCUUUGACCCGGAAUUUGUAACCCCAACUAUUUAUGAGAUUUCUACUAAACCUAAUCUAAAGAAAUUCACUCUCAAAGAUGUAUAGAAAGGGCCUAGAAAGUGCCUAAACCGCAUCCUCUAUAUCAAACCCAUGUACCAUUAAGUUAAAACUCAACAUAAAACAAUAUUUUCAUGACUUUGAGUUUUAUUCAGUAACUCAAGUCAUCUGAAGUUCCUGAAUAUUCCACAACAAACCUGGAAGUCCUCCUAAACCCUGCACAGCCUGCAGAGUUAAUGAGUUCAAGCAGGAUUUAAAGCCUCAGGUGCUCAGACAGCAGAUGUUGGUACUAAAUCCUGAAGCCAAACCAGGUCAGGCUGCAUCCAGUCUGGGUCAAAUGUGUUUAUGUGACACCGCUGACGCAACAGACAGGCAUCCUGUUAGUGAGGAGAAUGUCAGUGAAAACAGACUAGAGAACUGAGCUCAUCUUUUGGCACAGUUUUAUAACCAGAUCCACAUUAAUACAAUUAGUCACUAAAGGGCAACAGGGAGUUGGGGUGGUGUUAAGGACUUGUUCACCCUUAGAUAUCAGAAGUUUUUAGGGAAAAGCAUGUCGUAUUGAGUUUAAUUUGUGAGUUAUCGCUGGAUGACAAACAGCAGACUGAAGAAAAUGUCGUUUUAAGACAUCAGGAUGAGGUUUUUGUCAGAAAAGAUGACUUUCAGAAUCGCCUUUAUUGUCAUUUUACACAGUACAAUGAAAUUUGAGCGCCGCUCCCUUUGGUGCAAAACAAUGUUAAUAAAUAAAUACUCCAAUGAAAGCCAUUUAAAAACACAAAGAUAAGAAAAGUAAAAGGCAGUAAUAUAUACUGGGGCAGGUUCAACUGGACUUGUUGCUGUUGACUGCAGUGAUAGCUCUCGAGAAGACGCUGUCCCUGAGUCUGUUGGUCCUUGUUUUGUGUGACCUGUACCUUUGGCCCGAUGGUAACAGGUCAAACAGGUGAUUUCUGGGGUGGUGGGAGUCCAUACCGAGCUGUGAAGCAGUAUGCCAGGAUGCUCUCUUUAGUGCCCCUGUAGAAGGUCACCAGGAACUUCUCCUCCGGGUUGUUUCUCCUGAGCACUCUCAGGAAGUGGAGAUGCUGCUGGGCCUUCCUCACCACCGCGGAGGUGUUUGCGGUCCAGGAGAGGUCCUCGCUCAUUCACAUGCACAGGGCAGAAAAAAGGAGCUAUCACUUUGUCCGUAGGGAGCGCCAGCAGCAUCGUAAAAUUUGAUUCCAGCAAUACAUUUUCAAAAAACCAACAAACUCCCGGUCUGACUUGGAGGAUAUGAAACUACCCCAUGUUCUGACGGGUAAAAGUGACACUCAAUGGAAAAACACAGCAUCCUUUUUUAAUCCUAUUAGACUUGAGUCAAACCUGAGUCAAAUGUUUGUGUAAUGAACCAUAUUUAACAAACACUAACUCUGUAACAUCAGCAAAGAAAUGUCUUUCGAGGUUUGUUACUAAUUUCACUUCCCUUUCCCAGGUCUGUUCUGACUGUGGCCUGUGAGCAGACAGAGGUCCUCCUGUUUGAUCCCAUCUCAUCCAGACACAUCAAAACCCUGACGGAGGCCCACGAGGACUGUGUCAACAACAUAAGGUGCAUUAAUUUAAUCUGCAGUCCUGCAGGGAGAGUUAACAAAGAGAGUGCAUCUCGAAUAAAGGAGUCAAAGACCGAGGGAAUUAAAGCUGAAGGCUGUUAAGAGUAAAAGAUUCAGCGCUGCAGCCCUUAAAUCAUUUUUAGUGUCGGUCAGAGUGCACUAGAUAAAGCUUCUUUUCACAAAACAAAGUGCAGAGGCCAAUAAAAAAGCACUCUACAGGAUCAAGCUGUUGUCUAGAAUCCUGUCUGCAGGGAAUCACUAGAUGAAAAUGUCUCUUGGUUCUCUUUUUCCCGCAGGUUUUUGGACAAUCGUUUGUUCGCCACCUGCUCUGAUGACACCACUAUUGCAUUAUGGGAUCUCCGUAAGCUGAACUCCAAGGUGUGCUCGCUGCACGGCCACGCCAGCUGGGUGAAAAACAUCGAGUACGACACAAACACGCGUCUCCUCGUCACGUCGGGCUUUGACGGGAACGUCAUUACAUGGGACACUAACAGGUUUGUGCGAGAGCAGUAAAAUGUGGAUGUGAGAGUACAGUGGAAGUUAAAUAAGGAAGUAUUUCUAGAAAGCAUAAGUGUUUACGUCAUUCUUUAUUAGAAGCAGCUCAAUGAAUCACAGUGAAUCAGCACCUCGUUCCUCUCUGUGAAUCAUCCAUUUUUACAAACGUGGAGUAAAUGGACCGUUUGGCUGUAAUUCAACCCUGAUGAAAACUUGUGAAAAUAACUUUCUUUACUUGUUCCUUCUCCGCAGGUUUACAGAAGACGGCUGCCCGCACAAAAAGUUCUUCCACACCCGCUACUUAAUGAGGAUGCGCCUGACCCCGGACUGCUCCAAAAUGCUCAUCUCCACCUCCUCGGGGUACCUGCUCAUCCUUCACGACCUGGACCUCACGCAGUCCCUGGAGGUGGGCAGCUACCGUAUGCUGCGAGCGCGACGGACCUCCCUCAGCUCAGGUCAGGACAGGACUAUUUUUUUUUUGUAUCAUAGACACUUUGGAUUCUAAAUUGGUUUUUAUUAAAGCUCACUUUCAAUUUGUUGACAAUGACAUAGGUUUUGUGUAUGUUGUUUUCUGCAUCCUGCUGAGUUUUGGCAGCCAAAAGUAUCAUAUAAUGUGAGCGUUGUUUGUGCUGUUUCUGUAGCUACUGCGCUGACACUUACCCCUUUGCAUCGUUUUCAGGCGUUAAAAAGUGAAGUAUACAAAUGUCAGUCUUGUCGUUGACGGUCUUGUUUGCUUUUGUGUAUCAUGAAAAUGCAUCAGUAUGGAUUUCAUUCUAUUUCAUAAACAUAGAAAAACUUCUCACAGGAGCUUUAAUUUGUGUUUUAAUCUGUGAAGCUGUUGGGUUGAUUUUAAAGGUCAUACUGUAAUUUUUGCUCAUAAUUAAGUCAUUUAACCUCAUGUUUUGUUCAUACGUGUUUCUUUCUCUGGUGUACAAUGUAGAUGAACUUGUCCAGUGAUUGCUGCUGUGCCCAAAUGAUAAAAAUAGAUUUUUGUCCCACUUGUAAUCCAACAGAUGGAGGCACAUCAACAUCCAGAUCAGCUGGAACUCCUCGUCAAGGCAACGACUCCAGCAAGAUCCAUCCUCACAGAGAAGGUCAGAGACAGACAGGAUGUAAAACUGACUGAGCUGAAGUUUUCUCUUACUCUCAUAAAUUACAAACUGAGUGUAAAAUGACCAAAACAAACAUCUCUCUGCAGGUCUUUCUCCCAGGAACAGCCUGGAGGUUUUGACUCCAGAGAUCCCCGGAGAGAGGGACCGAGGGAACUGCAUCACCUCCCUGCAGCUCCACCCCAAAGGCUGGGCCACACUCAUCAGAUGCUCCAGCAACAUGGACGACCAGGAGGUCAGACGCACCUGUUAUUUCCAAAAACCACACGAAUUUAGUCAGUUAGAUGAGUUAGAUUUAGAGCUAAGUUUGGUUAAAUUUAUCAUUUUAUUGCAACCUAAACAAGCCCCCAAAUAGCCUUGCCUUUUUUGAUAUCAGCUCAGUACUUUGCCCUAAGUAUCCAAUAAGAAAACUAUGACCACAAAUACUGUAAAACCCAAUACUCUGUACAUUUAUCCCAGCACCUCCUGAGAGUCUUCUUAGUUUGAAACAUAACGACUGUUGUCCAUAGCAACUUCUUCUCCUCCAACUUGUGUUAUACCUCAUACUACGUGUCGUGAAAUUCUCAUCUUGUUGCAGUACUGGCAUCUGCACUAAAUAUGGAGACAAUUACGUAAACCUCAUAAUUGCACAUUGAGGCAUUUAUCUGUCAGCCAUAUGCAUUUUAAAUAUUAUUGCUUUCAUGACAAGGUUUGACACAGGCAUCUUAAAUACUUUUGUCUUGUGUAAAAUAGCAUGUAGAUAUGGAAUUUCAUUCACAGCUGGACUCGUACAUAAACAGCUUUAGUCUCAUGCUGCUCUGCUCAGAAAUCUCCUCACUCUUUUGUUUUGCAAACGAGCCGUAUCUCCUGAUAGCAAAAUAUGAUAGAGGAGGAUUUUAUGCGCAGAGCUGCAAUGCAAAGUGGUUGAUAAAGUGUGGAAGGAAAGCAGGGCUGCAAUGGAUCCAUGUUCAUGCAGUACAAAAAAUUAGUUGGGCACAUUUUUGGUUCACUAAGAGGAGCAAAUGCAACUUAUACGAUUUCUUUGCUCUUAGGAGGAACUUUAAGAAAUGUCUCACAAAAAAGGAAACGAAAAUAAAAAUUUUGAAGCAGGUAGAACAAGCUGUCGUGCAUAUCUACAAACAUACAAAUGUGUUAAUGGGCUACACCACCAGCUACCAUGCACAGCUAACCACAUUUGACACCUGCUACUCUGCUGAAAAUCGGUCUCUGGUGUCAAGACUCAAAAAUGGGGCAGCGGGUGAAGGCUCAGACAAGUUUUGUUUUCAGCUGCCUGGUAGGAGGUUUGAUUUGUAUUUUUUUCCCACGCUUCUACGCUGAAUUAUUAAGAGCACUCUCCCUCCAUUCGGUCCGUGCAUGUGCGAUGAAGAGUAAGUGAAGGACUGGAACAGAGCAAAAUAUCUGUGCAAACCUUUAAAGCCUCAUAAACCUGAUAACUGUUCCUGUCAACGCUGAUCAAAUGUACACAUAAACUUGCUUAAAGUCGUGUGGAGAUCGAGAUACUAAUGUCUACUUUACCCACCUCUCAUUACAAGUCGAGAUCCAGUAACUGUUGGUCAAUAAAUUCAGACCCUGACUUUCUGUCUUUCUGUCUCUUCAGUGGACGUGUGUGUAUGAGUUCCAGGAGGGAGCGCCAACCCGCCCGCUCGUCUCCCCCCGCUGCUCCCUCCGCCUCACCCACUAUAUCGAGGAAGCCAACGUGGGCCGGGGCUACAUCAAAGAGUUGUGUUUCAGCCCGGACGGACGACUCAUCUGCUCCCCGUACGGCUACGGCGUGCGCCUGCUGGCUUUCGAUGAGAGCUGCGGAGAGCUGGCCGACUGCAUGCCCGUCCAGACCAGCUGCCUCAGAGAGAUCCGCUCCAUCUACUCGCACAGUGACGUGGUGCUCACCACCAAGUUCUCCCCCACACACUGCCAGCUGGCCUCGGGCUGCCUCAGCGGGCGAGUCGCCCUCUAUCAGCCCAAGUUUUAGAAAACCACAGAACGAUGCACUGCAGAGCUGGGUGAAGGAGUUCAGUCAGGGUCCCUGCACGGGUGGAUUUUAACUCUCCUUUUAUCUAAUAUGAUUUUUGUUAUGGAAGUCUAAGUCUACAGUGCCCUGCUUCAGUAUUCACCACCCACUGCUACAACCUUGAAUCCAAAUAAAACAAUCUGGACUUUUUAAUCACCCGUUUUAAACAAACGCAGUCCAAAUUUUUGGGGCACACAAGUAUUCACCUGAGGGCGAUUGGUUGCACCUUAUCUUUGUAGGGAUUUUGCACUGCAAAGUAUUAAAGCUUGCAUAUUUUAAUUUGUAAAUAGUUUCCCCUACUACUCACAAUAAUGGGCUGUUUGUUGUUUUGGUGUAUUAAAACCAACCCCGAGUUUAAACUGCAGUUGUAGCAUGCUAAAAAGUGUAAAGUUUCAAUAGAGUUCAGUGUUUAAGAAAGGCAAUCUACAAGCUAGUAUGCCCCCCCUUGGUUUUGAUUGGUCUAAAUUAUAUGAAAGUUAAAUUUUUUUAGAACUUAAGAGUCCCAAAAAUCUCCCAGCAUUUGUUUUAAAGUGCUUGGAUGGACCAAAGAUUACGGAAUUUACCGAAUCAAAUUAUUUGGUGACCAGUAUGGUUGGAUUACUGAGAUUUUUUGAACUCUCUAACAGACAAUCUGUGCAGAAAACUCCACCUAUCUGGCAUCUUAAAGGAACCCUAGAAAUCUUUAAAGUACUUCUUCACCCAGGCCUGCAGCUGUGAAUCAGACUGAAGUUUUGGAUGUCAGGAUGGCAAUCUUCAACUGACAGGCACAAGCUGAGAAGGAAAAAGACAACUUGCGCUGUGGCCCAUUAAGCAGCCCUACAGCAAUGGAAAAAAACAGAAACACUUUGAAACAGCAAGACUGAGGAAACUAGACUUCUAUCCAAGCUGAGGAGAGGAUUAAAUCCCAAACUACAGCUCGGCAUUGAUGAAAAAGAAACUUUGCAGUUCAUCUGUGUCUUUUUUUCAUACUAAAAAAGGAUUUUGUCAACUUUGACUCAUAAUGAGACUUAGCACCUGGUUGCUGUCUCUAGACAAAAACAUUAAGGAUGCAAACAAACAGAUUGACAGAUAUAACUCCAUCCAUCCUCUUUAACUCCACAGGAUAAAGAAAAACUUGUGUCAGUCGUCUGCGCUGUCGUCGUCCGUUGACUCGGAGUCCUCUGUUGCGGUUCGUAUCGCUCUCAGCUGCUCCGCUCUGCUCAUGCCUUCUCCACAGGUGCUGCUUCUUCUUCUGCUUAAACAAUCUGAACUUUGACCCCCCUCAGCUCAAACCUCCAGGACCUCAUUGCCAACGCCUUUUCCCUUUCACCCACACUGUCAGUUUUCCACUCCCACCCUGUUUCCACCUUCAUGGUCUUGUGGUUUAGGUUUUUAGUGGUUUUACUGGAGUAUUUAUGAUGGCACGGUGUUUGCAAUCAUUGAGGCAGCUUAUGGUCAGAUUACAGUUUUCAUUUCCCUUUACAGUUUGUGUGUUUUUUUCAUCUAAACCUAAAUGCUGUCUGGAAAAUAAGAAGUCAAGGAUCUGUGAAUAUCCUGGUUUUAAAAAAGUUUCUGUACAAACCUUUGUUACAAGAUACUUCUUCAAAAUCAACACUUCCUGAAGGAAAAGGCUGUCAAUUCUGUAUAUUGAUUUCUUGUGAUUUAUAAAGUGCGCAACAUCUCCAACUGACCUAAAAUUUCUUCUUUAUAACCAUUACAUUCUGCAUAAAUCUUUAUAAAUGCAUCCCGGUGGGGUGCAAUAAGGUGACCUCUGAAGAUUGUAGCAAAAUAGUGACGUUACAAGGGACUACUUCCAGCUGCGCAGUAAUAAUAAGUUUAUUUUCUGUUAUAUGUUUCAUAAAUUAUUUGUUUUUUAAUAGUUUUUGACCAUGAUUCAGCCUUAAUGCACAGAAAAGUUAAUAAAUAGUUUUUUGAAUGCACACUAAGCUCAUGAGAGGAAAAAAAUCCCUUUUUGUUUGGACUUUUCCUUGGAUCUGUUGACUGAAAGACAAAUAUACAAUACUGCCAGCCUAAUCUUUUGUAUAGGUAUCUCAUUAAUUCUUUGUUCCUGUCAGUAAAGUUGCCUCAGCAUCUUCAGGUUAACCUUUAUGGGCUGAAAUUGUCUGCAACCAACACUUAAAUGGGUUUUUCAACCUUGUAUCUUGUUCUGUCGGAGUCUGAUAACCCUGCCGAUCCUCAUCAGUGUUUGAUUUCCUCCCCUCACAAACAUUUUUUUUUCCUUCUCACAAUGUUGUCAUAAAGGUGAGCUAUCAGGUUCUUUCCUCUAGAAGGAGCAAAAUUAGUGCUUUGACUGUUUCAGUGUGGACAAUGCUUCUGUGUUUUUAACCAGUGUAGUAUAGCUUCUAUAGGAGACAAGCACAUGUGUGAAUGAUUAAUGUAAGCAGAUAGAUACAGUACUGACUACAGAAUAGAUUUUAGGUAAACAUAUGAUUCAAAUAGCAUAUACUACUAUGCAUACAAGCCUUUAAGAAGAUUCCCCCUUUCUUAUUUAUGUAUGUGUGGGUGAUGAUGUUCUGUGUGAAGCUAUCAGAUGCCAAAAUAUCUUAAGUGAAUUGUGAGCUGAGGAUUUUGAGACUUAGGAAACCUGCAAAACAUAUUUGAAAAGUGUUGCUAAAGCUUUUUUAAGAACAUAUAAGGGGAAAGAAAGAAGCUAAUUUGUUUUGCUUUCUUGGCAGAGGUAAGACGAGUAAAAACCGCAUACUUGCUCUAUGAAUAUGCAUUGAUGUCACAGGUAGCAGCUGGUUAGCAAAGAUUGGUUUUUCACAAAGCUCUACUUUUAUUUAAGCCACAAAUCCCUGAUGUCUGCCCACCAGGACCUAUACAACUCUUGCUAAUCUUAUUUAUCAUUUUUGAUAUUCAUAUAAAGUGUGUAAAAACAAGGGCCCUAAACCGAGAAACCGCCGUCUAUCGUAGAUUGCGGACCAGUCUAUUUCCUGGCCGGGACCAGAUACUUCUUGAAUCUCAUCAGGUUGCUUAGAAACAUAUCUGAGCAAAUUCGUCUUUGAAAUCUAGGUUUUGUACCGAGUAAACAACACAGCAAUUAAUUUUCAUUGAUUUAACUCUAACAGUAUUUAUGUAUUGGUUUUGGUGCUGUUAAACUCGAGUCAAAGUAUCUCCUAUCCCAUUUUCCUCUUCGUGCGUAACUAGCUAACCAAGCAGGUGUUAGCAGGUGGCGUCGUCUUACCAAACGCGACUUUUGGAGGUCAAAUUGCUUGUUACGUGAUAAAAAAUAAUAAUAAUUUAAGGUGAAAACAUGAAAUUGUGAUUAUUUAAUAUGUUCAGCUCGCACAACAUGACCCUGUAUGUACUGAGAAAGGAUUCUUUUAACCACUUUGUACCUCAGUCAACUUCUCAAAUAUGGCUAUUUUACUAAUGGGGUCUAUUUCACUUUCAGCUCAAACGAUUCAUGGACUGUCCUCCAUUGGAAUAACUAUUCCCGUAACUCCCCUUUUAAACAGUAGAUUUUGUUUUGACAUUUCUUUCAAUUGAAUGAGCUGAAAGUUAAAAGAUCUGAAUGCUGUACAUUCAAUGCUGCUUUUAUUUCACAUAUAACUGCAGAAGAAAAGUGUCUUAUCUCAUUUUCAUUUCAGGUUUAGCAACAACAAAAACCAGGCUCAUUUUUAUGAAUUACUUUUUUUCUGUUUGAGACACUCCUGUUCUUGGAUUUAACUUGUAUUCUGUUACUUGUGGAUUAAUAAAUUGAAUGUUCUCAAUA